Didymosphaeria variabile is the source of this 1629-nucleotide messenger RNA. RefSeq lists its product as uncharacterized. The coding region runs from base 1 to 1629 and encodes 542 amino acids. Gene Ontology annotation, cellular component: cytoplasm. The record is from RefSeq and is a predicted model, not a curated record. Gene Ontology annotation, biological process: mitochondria-nucleus signaling pathway; regulation of nitrogen utilization; negative regulation of transcription by RNA polymerase II. NCBI's taxonomy places the organism in Eukaryota, Fungi, Ascomycota, Dothideomycetes, Pleosporales, Didymosphaeriaceae. The transcript has 4 exons.
AUGCCUCUGCACGCUACGCGCCCCAUUGUGCGCGUCGAGCACGGCUCCGUGCACACCAUCGAGACGCGCAAUGCCGAGAACCUGUUCGGCCUGUGGUCUGUCUUCAAACAGUGCUCCCCAGCCAUGGAGGACGGCAAGCGCUACGAAAACAUGGCAUGGAGAGUCUGGUCGAGAGAAACCUUCUGCUGCCAGCCCGAUAACCUAGCCUCCUCGCGGUGGUCGUUUGAGUCCAAAAACGCUGUAGACGAAGUGCCAGAGCUCUCCUCGAGCAUAGCUUCCGACGACUCUGCAGCAGAGAGUGCCACCACUGCGACGACCCGCUCCAACUCGUCAUCGCGACCGGAUCUACGCCGCUACGAUUCUGCCACCAGCCAGGCCCGCGGCAAGCACAUUGCUCCAAUCGACCUGGAGAAGGUCGUAAACUCCAUCCAGGAGAAGAAGGCUCUCUCGCCGCUCUCGCCGCUACCGCCACAGCUCGCCCAGCCCAUUGCGCAGGAAACGCCGAGAAAACCCGUAGAAGAGACCAUCACCACGCCUCGCCCCUCUUCGCCGCCUCCGACUGCCCGUAUGAUUCCUGAGUCAUCUACUUCGACAGUUGCCACCGCUAUGGGUAGCGACCCAAUGAGCCCGACGGUGGGCUCGGAUGUCAGCACCUCUACCGAUCUUAGCGCUCACAGCGUCGUCCAUGGUUUCGAUCCGAGCAGGAUAUCUACCUCUGUCCGAUCCAGCACUAACCUGAACCCUACACCGAUCCUCAAAUCCAGCUUCAUCUCCAAGCCGCCCCCUUCCAAGGCUGAGCCGGUACGAAAGAAGGCACCCGUAUUUACCCUAGGCGGUUCGUCCGACGAGGACAACAGCAGCUCUCUCGAGGCCUACUCACUCGCAAAGCGUAGCUCGCUCUCCGAUAGUAUCCACAAGGCCGGCCUCGUCCGCAAGAACCUGUCCUUCAACAACCAAGUGACCACCCGUAUGAUCCACGACGUCACCUCCGAGGAGAGCGAAGAGGCGAUCGAAAGCGAAUCUGAAGUAGACUCCGACGACAAUGCGAUCGAGGAAGAGGAUUCAGACGGGGAGUGGGAAGACGACAACGACGACAGCGCGGUCGCCAGUGUGGACGAGAGGCCCAUGGGAGACCGCGCCCAAGCCCUCCAGAACGCAGCAUCUCGCUCUACACCCGCGAUUCGACGCUCUCGCACCUCUACUCCCAAUGGGCCAUCUACCGGCAACUCACCCCAAGAAGACACCGGUCUCAUGAUGAGGCAACAGGUCACACGGUCAAAGCCCAUCAUCAUGACUACCACCAAUGCACACCCUCCGGCGCUCUCACCGCGCACUACGCGUCGUAAUAUGCUGCAGACGGAGCUGACUGCAUCGUUACGCUCAAAUCUUUUGUGGGAGAGACAGCAGAAGAACGCUACCACCAAUGCGGUGAACAAACGAGCUCAGAGCGCAGUGUCUAUGCCAGCAAUGCGCCGAGCUGCGACGACCAACGACUUCAAGGGUUUACAAGCGCAAGCGCAUCAAAACAACUUGAUCAAGGCUGCCACUCACCGGGAAGCAGCUAAAAACAACUCGUAUAACGAUUACUUCGACCAAGGCCUCCAAGAGUACCAUCAGAAGGGAUGGUAG